This is a messenger RNA of Plasmopara halstedii, 534 nucleotides long. RefSeq lists its product as uncharacterized. The transcript is spliced from 5 exons. The coding region runs from base 1 to 534 and encodes 177 amino acids. The record is from RefSeq and is a predicted model, not a curated record. Lineage: Eukaryota; Oomycota; Peronosporomycetes; Peronosporales; Peronosporaceae.
AUGCAACGCAGCCAUCGCAAACUACUCAAUGCCGCGCUGUGUAGCAACAUCAUCCUCUCCUGCGCGUUGCUACUGACCACCAUGUUUCUACUAGAAACACCAUAUGUGGGACUUGAUGCUACUAUUACCGCCAGCGUCUAUGUAGUCUUCAAUUUUGUUUCUAUUGUCAUCUUGAAUAAAGCACCAUCGGCUUUUUGCGUUGGCUUUGUGGUUGGUGCAUCACUACUUGUGCUUGUUUUGGCCGUCCAAAGUGCUUUGUAUUGGGGGGAAGCGCACAGCAACUCACGAUACCAGAGUGCAGGCUACUUAGCAUCUGGUAUUCACUCAAUGAUUUUCUUAGUGCAGUGUGGUGUGACAACAGUCGUGGUCAAGUCCAAGGAAGCCGUGAUCGAUACUUAUGCAGCGUACGAGUACAUUCCUGAUAAUGUCCUCUCAACUAAUCGCUCGGGCCCAACAUGUUUGAUGAAUUAUAAUACUGCCACUUCAACUGUCAACAUCGAUCGAUUGAAUUUUGGACGAAUUGGAAAUACAUAG